This is a messenger RNA of Dentiscutata erythropus, 275 nucleotides long. Lineage: Eukaryota; Fungi; Glomeromycota; Glomeromycetes; Diversisporales; Gigasporaceae. The record is from the annotation of a GenBank genome assembly.
AUCAAAUUGUUGGUCCUGAUCAUCAAAUAAUUUCAUGUGAUCAUAUCGAAGUAUUGAAUUCAUGGUUAAAUGAUUGGUGUACUUUCCAUAAACUUCGUAUUAUAUUAUCAUGGUUACUUAUAUUUGUGUGGUUUAUAAUGUCCCCAAUUUAUUUGUUUACCAUAUUAGCAAUUUUAAAAAAACGAAAAGAAAAAUCAAUGCAGCAAAAUGAAAUAAUAACUUACAACAAGAGUGUUAAGGAAGAUGCAAUUAAUGAUCUUAAAGUAGUUACUGCA